This is a messenger RNA of Hordeum vulgare subsp. vulgare (domesticated barley), 628 nucleotides long. RefSeq names its product succinate dehydrogenase subunit 8A, mitochondrial-like. The record is from RefSeq and is a predicted model, not a curated record. The transcript has 2 exons. NCBI's taxonomy places the organism in Eukaryota, Viridiplantae, Streptophyta, Magnoliopsida, Poales, Poaceae. Bases 79 to 258 code for a protein of 59 amino acids.
GAGGUUGUCUCAAAAAAGAAAUCCACAAGGCACGAGGAGAGAGAGGGUACAGGGAAGUGGAUUGGUGAAGGCGGCGGGAUGAUCUACCGGAGCUGGUCGCUGCUCUCGUCGACGGUGGCGAUCUGGGGCGGAGCCUCCGCCGCAGGGCUCGCCGUCAUCUCCCUCUCUGGCGGCAAGGAAAAGUUUCAGGACUACCUGUGCCGCGAAGGCGAUAGGCUGAGGCGGCAGGACAGGGCCACCAUGACCAGCGCCAACUAAUGGACCAUGGAAGAAAGCGCCACAAGACAAAGAAACGAGCAUUUCAUCAUAUAUCUACAUCCGUGAAGGAGUCUUGGUCCAAUAAUCCUCUGCCGUGUUUUAAACAUGAUGCGAUCUGGUGUCCUCAUCGAAUCCAAUAAUGGUUGCUCGACAUGAUGUAGUACUUGGUACGGCCUGAUGAUCUUCGCUUUCCGGCUUGUCAAGUGGCUCAGACCUUUAUCUUCGCAACAGUUUCGUCCUUGUCUGAGAACAAUCUUUGCGCCUUUUUGGAUUUGAUCACUGCCUCUUUCUUGUUUUCUUCUUUUUUUUGCAAGGAUUUGGCCACCGUUUCAAAUAUGUUGAAUAAACACCAUGAGAUUCAGUUGGGUUC